AUGACACUGGUUCCAUUGAUCGAUGACGACGGAAACAACAUCUCUGCCUACGGGGUCCGUGGUGAACUUUGCGUGCGGGGACUCACGAUCACCCCGGGAUACUUUGAGAACCCAAAGGCGAACGCAGAAGCGUUUGAUUCAGAGGGCUGGUUCAAAACGGGCGACAUCGCCUACCGCGACGAAAGUACCCGUAAAUGGUACAUUGUCGACCGGAAGAAAGGGCUGAUCAAGGUGCGCGCCUUUCAGGUCGCACCCCCCGAGCUGGAAGCCGUCUUGCUAUCACACCCACAGAUCAUCGAUGCCGCUGUCAUUGGCGUCACGAUCCCUCGAGCAGACAGCGAGUAUCCACGGGCAUAUGUCGUGCGACGGCCCGGACCAGAAGGCCAGCGGCUGACAAAGGACGAGGUGAAAAAGCAUGUGGCCGACCGGCUGGCCCGGUACAAGGCUCUGACGGGGGGCGUCAAAUUUGUCGAUGCGAUUGCGAAGACUGCCAGUGGGAAGAUCCUCAAGCGCGUGUUGAAAGAGGACAGUAAGAUGGAUUUCGAAGCGGGGUUGCUAAAGGUGAAGCUUUGA
This is a messenger RNA of Rasamsonia emersonii CBS 393.64, 573 nucleotides long. RefSeq names its product AMP dependent CoA ligase. Bases 1 to 573 code for a protein of 190 amino acids. The transcript has 2 exons. The record is from RefSeq and is a predicted model, not a curated record. Gene Ontology annotation, biological process: secondary metabolic process. Gene Ontology annotation, molecular function: CoA-ligase activity. Lineage: Eukaryota; Fungi; Ascomycota; Eurotiomycetes; Eurotiales; Trichocomaceae.